Messenger RNA from Necator americanus (New World hookworm), 522 nucleotides. RefSeq lists its product as uncharacterized. Lineage: Eukaryota; Metazoa; Nematoda; Chromadorea; Rhabditida; Ancylostomatidae. The transcript is spliced from 3 exons. The coding region runs from base 1 to 522 and encodes 173 amino acids. The record is from RefSeq and is a predicted model, not a curated record.
AUGGAUUUGGUGGAUGAUGGUCAAAGACUAUACGGGAUCCUAGAUUGCAGAAACGGGAAGCUCAUCAUUAAGAAUGAGAAGGUGGUCAUCUACGAAAACCCUGUGGUGGGGAAGCAAGGAAUAAUUGAUGGAAUAGUGGAAGAGCGAGAGUGGAUCCCAAACUUCCAUUCUAGAGAUGUUCUUCUCUCGUGUUGGUGGAAUAGGAUGAAAUUAAAGGAGAAGCCGCUUAAGAGACAAGAUGCCGGAAGCGGUUUCCACUACGAAAACAUCCGAACAACACACGAUUAUCCUAACCCAUGCCGUGCUGGAGAGCUAUCAUUGUCUUGUAAUUCCUCAGCCUACUCCUCCCCACUACGAGCUCCUCCGCCACCUCCAGCAAUUCUUAGAUGGAAGGAAGUGCAGGAAAGCUGGGGAGGAUGUAACAGAAAUGCUCAACAUCUUCAGGACCUAUUCCUAGACCUUCUGGAUGAAGUGAAUCAACAAGUUCCCCGAGCGUUGGAGUUGAUCAGGGAACGCGUCUAG